CUACCCGUUCACCUGUGCACACACACGCCGGGCCAUCAGCAGCAAUAUCAGCCCAGUGUAUCUUUCAGUGGACCGUACGGUGGACGGUGUGUCGGUUCGCGAGUUCACGUUUAUUUGUCGUUGUUGCCUACAUUAUACAAAUCCGCAUAAAUCGGGAAAAAAACAUUAAUAUUUUCAACCCGAUCACCAUGUUUAGGAUUUUUCCUGGAAAACCAACGAGUCCGUCUUGACUCCGGUCGGUGAACACGAGCACGAGGGAGAGAGAGAGGCCAGAGACGAAAUAAUUUAGACAGCUGAAAACGAUUUGUUGGAAAUCAUAAAAAAAAUUUAGAUCAUGUCCGGAGAAAGAAAUAUACCGCACCUGAGGGACAUAUUCGGCGUGGCAGACGAUAUCCGCCGAAUGGAUAUGCAGGGCGAUGACCGGAACUCGUUAGGUGGCGUCAGCGCAGCCGGUACGGAUAGCGCUAUAUCCGUGGGCUCGGCCAGCGAGGAGGAUCUGUUACCAGUAAAGGUGCCGAAGAAGAAGCAGCACAGGCAUAGGCAGAGCGGCCGGCAGACGAAGGGCAGCAGCGUUAUAGAGGACGACGUCAAGCAUUUGGAACGUCAUCUGUCCAUGAAGAAGACCAUAAGGAAAAAAAUAAUGCGGGAUUUACAACAGGCGUUUGUGGAAGACCCCGACGAAUUUAAGGUGGAAGACAUACCCCCCGAACAGCUAAAGGCCGAGCUCAAUUCGAGAAGUUUGAGUUUCGGCACCCCCAGCAAGAAGAAAGGAAAAAUGAAGUCUGAAUCGAAUUUCUUAGACUUUUUGAGGGGUGGUAACGACUCGGCGAUUGUAGGUCGACGGUCUACGACGUACGCGGACGAGAGUGACUCAGGACACGGUUCACCGACUAGAGAACUGGACGAUGACGAUCAGCCUUCCAUAAGGAAACCGAGCUUCUGGAGACGGUUCACCAUCAAGGGUGCCAGGAACAAGCGGUAGACGACGCCGGUGCCCAUUGUAGUGUUUAUAAUAUAACUGUGAUCAUAAGCCAAGUUUUGUUCGACAAAACUUCAUACGAUUAUAUUCUUUCCUAUGAUACUUCAGGCGUCUUCAAUUUGUACCGUCGACGACCUUUGUAUUUGUAUUUUUUUUAUUAAGUGAAUCCUAUAAAUAUUAUUAUUUUAUUAUAUAAAUAAAGUCGUCCAAAUCAAUUA
Messenger RNA from Adelges cooleyi (spruce gall adelgid), 1197 nucleotides. RefSeq lists its product as uncharacterized. The transcript has 3 exons. The record is from RefSeq and is a predicted model, not a curated record. The coding region runs from base 335 to 982 and encodes 215 amino acids. NCBI's taxonomy places the organism in Eukaryota, Metazoa, Arthropoda, Insecta, Hemiptera, Adelgidae.